CCCGCCUCCAACUUGCUCGAGCAGGGCUGGGUAGACCGGCGCGCUCCCGGGGACUGUGGGGGGGGCAGUCCCGGUUUCGGCCAUCGCUGGGGUGGGCUCGGAGCGGCCGCACCGGGCAGCAACCCCACUCCCACUCGGAGGCCCCCUGCCCUCUCCCCCACUUCCCCCCGGCCCAUGGUGCGAGGCUGGGAGCCGCCGCCCGGGCUGGACCGCGCUAUCUCUGAAGGGCACAAAUCAGAAAGCACCAUGCCUCCUAAUAAAGAGGCCAGCGGUCUCAGUAGUUCACCAGCGGGGCUCAUCUGCCUCCCUCCAAUCUCUGAGGAGCUACAGCUUGUGUGGACCCAAGCAACCCAGACCAGUGAGCUAGACAGCAAUGAACACCUGCUAAAAACCUUCAGCUAUUUUCCCUAUCCCAGCCUAGCAGACAUUGCCCUUCUCUGCCUACGUUAUGGGUUGCAGAUGGAGAAAGUCAAGACUUGGUUUAUGGCCCAGCGCCUCCGCUGUGGUAUUAGCUGGUCGUCUGAAGAAAUAGAAGAGACUCGAGCCCGAGUAGUCUACCGUCGGGACCAACUCCAUUUCAAAUCCCUUCUCUCUUUUACUCAUCAUGCAGGACGGCCCCCAGAGGAGGUGCCUCCUCCUCCAAUGCCAGCUCCAGCACAAGUUGGUAUUGGAAUAGGUCCUCCAACUCUUAGCAAGCCCACCCAGACGAAAGGAUUGAAGGUAGAGCCUGAGGAAUCCUCUCAGAUGCCACCACUGCCACAGAGUCACCAAAAAUUAAAGGAGUCCCUGAUGACACCUGGCAGUGGAGCAUUCCCCCACCAAUCAGAUUUUUGGCAACAUCUUCAAAGCAGUGGCCUCUCAAAGGAGCAGGCAGGCAGGGGUCCCAACCAGUCACAUGGCAUAGGUACUGCUUCCUGGAACCACUCCACAACCGUCCACCAGCCACAAGCUCGGGAUAAACCCCCACCAAUUGCAUUAAUUGCCAGUAGUUGUAAGGAGGAGUCAGCAUCUAGUGUUACUCCCUCUUCUUCCUCUACCUCUUCUUUCCAGGUACUGGCUAAUGGAGCUACUGCUGCCUCUAAAUCCCUCCAGCCACUAGGCUGUGUCCCACAGUCAGUGUCACCCAGUGAACAGGCAUUACCCCCACAUCUGGAACCAGCCUGGCCCCAAGGGCUACGGCAUAACUCAGUACCAGGUAGAGUUGGCCCCACAGAGUACCUUUCCCCAGAUAUGCAACGCCAGCGAAAGACCAAGCGCAAAACCAAAGAGCAGCUGGCUAUCCUUAAAUCCUUUUUUUUACAGUGCCAAUGGGCACGGCGUGAGGAUUACCAAAAGUUAGAACAGAUCACUGGUUUACCUCGGCCUGAGAUCAUUCAGUGGUUUGGUGACACACGCUAUGCCUUGAAGCAUGGGCAACUAAAAUGGUUUCGGGACAAUGCAGUACCUGGUGCCCCUAGUUUCCAAGACCCAGCAAUUCCUACACCACCACCAUCAACCCGCUCCUUGAAUGAAAGGGCUGAGACACCACCUCUGCCAAUCCCUCCACCUGCACCGGAUAUACAACCCUUGGAGAGGUACUGGGCAGCCCACCAACAGCUAUGGGAAACUGAUAUCCCUCAAUUGAGUCAGGCAUCAAGGCUUAGCACCCAGCAGGUACUGGAUUGGUUUGACUCUCGAUUACCUCAGCCAGCUGAGGUGGUAGUUUGUCUAGAUGAAGAAGAGGAAGAGGAGGAGGAAGAACUGCCAGAAGAUGGUGAGGAAGAAGAGGAGGAGGAGGAAGAGGAAGAUGAUGAUGAUGAUGAUGAUGUGAUCAUACAAGACUGAGUGGGGAGCUGGGGGAGGGGAGGUCUGUUACUAAAAGAUGAACCAACUUAGUAACUGUAAACAAAGAAACCACAUUUUUAAAAUUACCUUGUGGCAGAGAACUAAAAAGCUUUGUGUUCUUCAGGGUGGGUGGCAGGGGGAUAUAGUGAGGGUGGACCAGGGAGAAUGACCAUAGGGCACUAAGUAAGGCUGGAAUUGGAUCAGCAGAAAUCCAGACCUCUAACCUUAGGGUAGGGAGUGCUAAGGAUCUGGGGAAACCAUGGGCUGGGAAGCUGCUCUUGCUCUCCUCGUGUCUGCUGUUCUUUUCCCUUCGUGUACUAUAGAGAGGCCAGACAUUGGCCCCACCUCUCCAGGAGGAUUGGAAAGGAGGAGUAAAGGAUUCUGAUUUGAUUGAUGAUUCCAGUGCAUCCCCAAUCCCACCAUCUUACCUGGAAUAUAAGGCUGCCUUGUACCCCUUUUCUGAGCACAAGUUUGUGUGUAAUGCAACUGACUCUCUUACUUUUUUUCUUAAUAACUGAUCAUUUCCUAGACAACCAAGAUUCUCAAUAAGUCCCAGUCUCAUCACAAAUAUUAAUAUUUCCUUUUCCACAUGCCAACUUGACUAUGUUUCACCUGCUUCAUGACUAAAUCACAGGUGGCAGAAUGUUUCAGUUCUUUUUUUUUUUUUUUAAGAUGGAGUCUUGCUCUGUCGCCCAGGCUGGAGUGCAGUGACGCAAUCUCGGCUCACUGCAAGCUCCGCCUCCCGGGUUCACGCCAUUCUCCUGCCUCAGCCUCCCAAGUAGCUGGGACUACAGGCGCCCGCCACCACCCCCGGCUAAUUUUUUAUAUUUUUAGUAGAGACGGGUUUCAUCGUGUUAGCCAGGAUGGUCUCGAUCUGACCUCGUGAUCCGCCCACCUCGGCCUCCCAAAGUGCUGGGAUUACAGGCAUGAGCCACCGUGCCCAGCUAUUUUCAGUUCUUAUGCUGUGACCACUUUGCCUUGUAGCUUUUUCUAUCUUUGCAAAAUCCUCACUCUGUUCAUUGUUUGUCUCAGGGAAAAUCUUCCCCCACCGAGCUUGUAAAAAACUUUAAUAAUUGGGUGGAGAAUAAUUUAGAAUGGAUAUUUAUUGGAGGUGGUAAUUAGGGAAGGUGUCCUUUUAAAAAGUAGAAUUGUGUUACAAAGGAGUGAAAGAGGGAAUAGUUUCUCCUUGUUGAAGGGCAGUGAAGGUAGGUUUCAGGUUUGGUUUUACAAACCUGAUAACUACCUCCUGUCCAGCUUGACAGAGACUAAUUUUUCAUCUUUUUGCUGUCAAUUUGUUUCCAGAAAAGAGACUUUUCCCUCUCUUGAUAGGAUCUGCCUUAGGGACACAGGGACCAUCAUCUUUAAGUGAAUUAAUUAUUGACGUUUUAGAAUGGUUUCCAUCAGCUGGGAUCAGCUAUAUGGCAAAUAGGUAUCAUCAAUGAGUUAACCAUCUAAAAAUAAAAGAGUGGAAGCCCUAAAAUGCUAGAAUAAUAAUAAAAAGGCCAAAAAUAAAAUUGUUUCUCUCUCAUCCACUUUGCCACUCCUAUGGCUUAGGGAUUAAUGGAAACAAAUCCAUUAACAUUCUAACUCAGCAUACUUUUAACUUAUUGUUUGGUGGGGCAGGACUUAUUGAGGUAAAUUUAAAAGAAGAACAAAAACUUUAAAAAGGAAGUAGUUCAGCAUCUAUCACCGGCCAGGUUGUUUUUCAGCCAUCAAAUGAUAAUGACUAAAAUUUCUGAGGCUUCAGGAGUAACCGAGAUAACAAGUCUUGGAAGUAACUCCAUUUGCUACAGGACAGGCCCUUGCCUAAAAGAGAAGGUAUCUAGAAAUGCCUUUAAAAUAAAUUCAGAGUACCAGAAAGGGUAUGGGGAUCCUAGUUCUGAUACAAGAUCAUUCCCAAGACCUAAUUUAUUUCUGGCAGAUGCCUGCUAUUUUCUGUUUUUCCAGUAUUUUUGCUUAAGGCCAGCUUGUGAGUGGCUAACCUAUUUAAUUCCUCAUUUCUGCCUUAUAGUACCCAAAGUAGAAUACAUGUUUGAUCUCAGUGAUAGUGUUGUUUGCCCAUUCCACCAUUCUAGAGCUUAUAAUAGUGAUAGAAUUGUAGCAAUAAAAGGGCAUCGUCUUAAUUUUACUGUCUAUAUACUAAGCUGAAAA
Molecule: messenger RNA, 3975 nt
Organism: Nomascus leucogenys (northern white-cheeked gibbon)
Lineage: Eukaryota; Metazoa; Chordata; Mammalia; Primates; Hylobatidae
Gene: HOMEZ
Product: homeobox and leucine zipper encoding
Biological process (GO): regulation of transcription by RNA polymerase II
Cellular component (GO): nucleus
Molecular function (GO): DNA-binding transcription factor activity, RNA polymerase II-specific; DNA binding
Source: RefSeq, a predicted model, not a curated record